UUGGUGGCGACCAAGCUUUACCCAGCAGAUCACCCCGGCGGUCCCUGAGACUAAGUCCGAACCGAAGACGCUGCAACGUCAGCGGAGCCCAUUUUCUCAGAGCUGCAUCAUUCCACUCUUUGCACCAAACUGUUUCCUCUGACAUCUGCCAUCUCUUUUCUUCCUUCCUCUGUUGACUUUGUAUCACAACCACAAAACUACUUUAAUUCCUGUACCAUACACGUCACUCCCUACACACCACUCGGCGCCAUGUACGCCGGUCGCACUGCUUCGAGGGCAGCGCCCGCAGUCUUCAGAGCGGGCAUCAGGACGACUACACGACCUCAUCGCCCCAUGCUCAGGAACUCACCCGCCAUUCGCAUACUCAUCCCGCUCCGCGCCUUACAAACCGAGUCGACGUCAUCGAACAAUGCGCAAAACUACCCGCCUCCUGGUUUCGACCCUAAGCAGGCGAGCCAGCACUUGCUCAAGCAGAAUCAGCAGCAGUCAAAUAAAACCGCCGACAAACACGACCCUCUCAUUCCCAAGUCCGGCGCAACCGCCAACCCAAAAACACACGCACAAGAUGUUCAGACAUUAAGCGAGCUAAAGGUGGAGAAGUCGGCCGCCGAGACCAAAGAGGAGAAGAAGGUUUUGGCGAAGAAGGAGGAAGAGAAGAAGAAACUGACCGUCUGGCAAAAGGUCAAGAAGGAGUUGGUGCACUACUGGGAUGGCACCAAGUUGCUUGGCUUUGAGGUCCGAAUCAGCUCCAAACUCGCACUGAAGAUGGCCGCUGGUUACGAGCUCACCCGCCGUGAGCGUCGACAGCUGCAACGCACCGUACAGGACCUUGCUCGCUUGGUACCUUUCCUGCCCUUCGUCAUCGUCCCCUUUGCGGAGCUGCUGCUCCCAGUAGCCCUCAAGCUCUUCCCCAACAUGUUGCCCAGUACAUAUGAGGGCCAGUCAGCCAAGGACACCAAAGCCCAGACACUCCGAGCAACUCGCAAGGACGUCAGCGCGUUCCUUCGCACAACACUAAAGGAAACUGGUCUCCCUGUCUCCGCCGAGAACGCUCAGACAGCAGAGUUCAGCGAGUUCUUCCGCAAAGUGCGCACCACAGGCGAGAAGCCAACACCAGACGAGAUUAUCAAAGUAUGCAAGAUCUUCAAGGACGACCUCACCCUCGACAACUUGUCUCGCCCACAGCUUGUUUCCAUCUGUCGCUAUAUGAACAUCACCUCUUUCGGCACAGACAACUUCCUACGCUACCAGGUUCGCGUUCGCAUGCGCCAGAUCAAGCGUGACGAUCGAUCCAUUGCUUACGAAGGUGUCGAGUCCCUCUCGGUCCCCGAGCUCCAGACUGCCUGUGCAAGCCGCGGUCUACGAACCUACGGUGUCUCUCCCGGCCGCUUACGGGACGACCUUACUAGCUGGCUCGAUCUCCGUCUCAAGCACGGCGUCCCAUCCACCCUCCUCGUCCUUUCCAACGCCUUUGUCUACGCCCAGGGCAAGGAAACAGAAAUGACCUCUCAAAUCGACGCCUUGGAAGCCGUCCUCUCCUCCAUUCCCGAGGAACUCUACCACGAAAUGGAUCUCGAGGUGCGCAACGCCGAAGGCGCCGCUACCAACAAGCAGCGUCUUGAAGUCCUCAAGGAGCAGCAAGAACUCAUCAACGAGGAGAAUGAACAAACCGAGACUGUGGAGAACAAGGCUACGGCUAGCCCCAAGGACCACGAGGACAUUGACGAGAAGCCGAUUAGGGACGCGCAAGAAGCCCAGGAUGCCAAAGAGGCCAAGGCUGUCGAGGAAAGCAAAGAAGCCGAGGCUAGUGCUGGUGAUGCCGCUGGUGGAUCGGCUGAGCGCGCUGAACAAGAUGAGCGUGCUAUGAAGAUGGAUGAUCCUACUGGUAAGGACGAGAAGCCCGUUGAGGCUGCUACUACUACGAAGAAGGAGUAAAAGGGAAAUUUCUUUCUCAUUUUUUUUACUUCAAUAACAACAACAAUUUUUCUCUCUACUACAUGUGUAUAGCUACGAAAUCUCCCGUUAUUUGGCGUCUUGAAAAGACGAUGUGCACACACACAUACAAACACAUGUAUAUAUAAUGUGUAUAUAGAAACUACACCCGUUCCUCGCUUGUCUGUUGAGAUAGGGGACGGGUCUAUAGAAUUGUAUAGAUUAAAUGAGAGAUACUCUCGUGAGAAUUAGAGGUUGUUGAGAU
Molecule: messenger RNA, 2197 nt
Organism: Alternaria alternata
Lineage: Eukaryota; Fungi; Ascomycota; Dothideomycetes; Pleosporales; Pleosporaceae
Product: LETM1-domain-containing protein
Exons: 2
Coding region: 250-1935 (561 amino acids)
Biological process (GO): intracellular monoatomic cation homeostasis
Cellular component (GO): mitochondrial inner membrane
Molecular function (GO): ribosome binding
Source: RefSeq, a predicted model, not a curated record